CCCAUCAAUUCUUACCAAAAACCGCCCUCCAUCAACCGCCUCUCCUCUUUCCCACCUUUUUUCCUCCACUGCCAUUCUUACACUCACCGUUUUUCUCUUUCUUCAACCUCUUCAAUAAAUUCAUUCUUUUCUCAACUUACUGCUAUCAUUUUCUCCUUUCUUCUCACUUCUUCACUGAAAGAGUGAGAGUGAAGACUAAAUAACUUUUUUUUUAAAAAGAAAAAAAACAGAGAAAUUCAUGUUGCAGAAAUUUCAAGGAGAAGAAACUUAGAGACGUAAUCCUUGCCCUAACUCGGUGUUGAAUCGUUAAUUCAAACGAGUUAAUUAUUUCGAUUUCAUCUUGAAUUUUGUCUUUCCUACAAAGUGAUUUGAGAAAGAAAAAGCAGAAAAAAACGAAGAAUUUGUUAGAAUUACGUUCAUUUUUGUCUCUAAUUAACGCUGAAAUUUGGUUGAAGUCGAAAAAUUGCAAUCAGAAUUAAGUUUUUUGCUGAAAUCAUCAUUUUGUGACUUUGUUACUCUGUUUUUCUUGGACGUAAUUGAAUUUCUGUGAUACAAGUGGUGUAAUUUAAGAGUGAAAAAAAUGGAUCAGAAACAACUUUUAAUGUCGGCGGUAGGGGUAGGAAUUGGAGUUGGUGUCGGGCUUGGGCUGGCUUCCGGGCAGACGGUGAGCAAAUGGACGGGUAUUUCGUCGUCGUCGAAUGUGAUAACAGGAGAGAGAAUGGAGCAGGAGUUGCUAAGGAUGGUGGUUGAUGGAAGGGAUACUAAGGUUACUUUUGAUGAAUUUCCUUACUAUCUCAGUGAGCAGACAAGGGUUUUAUUAACAAGUGCUGCUUGUUUCUAUCUGAGGAAAGGCGACUUUUCCAAGUACACUCGCAAUUUAUCACCUGCAAGUCGGGCUAUUUUACUCUCAGGACCAGCUGAACUUUACCAGCAAAUGCUUGCGAGGGCUCUAGCACACUUUUUUCAGGCAAAGUUGCUGCUGUUAGAUGUUACUGACUUUGUACUGAAGAUUCAGAGCAAAUAUGGUGUCAAUAAUGAAUCCUCAUUUAAGAGGUCCACCUCAGAGACCACACUGGAGCGCCUUUCAGGUUUACUUGGAUCAUUUUCUCUAUUGCCCGCAAAGGAAGAACCCAAAGGUUCGAUAGGUUCUUUACGUCGUCAGAGCAGUGGAGUUGACAUUGCUUCAAGGAACUUUGAAGGCUCUUCUAAUCCUUCAAAGAUGCGCAGAAAUGCUUCAGCCUCGGCCAAUAUCAAUGAUUUGACUUCACAAUGCUCGCCUACGAAUCCAGCUCCUCUUAAGCGGACAAGUAUUGCUGUUGAUGAAAAGUUACUCAUCCAAUCACUAUAUAAGGUUAUGACCUCUGUGUCUAAAGCAUAUCCUAUCAUUUUAUACUUGAGAGACGUGGACAUGAUCUUGUUCAGAUCUCAAAAGCUAUAUAGAUUGUUCCAGAAAAUGUUGCAGAGAUUUUCAGGACCAGUACUCAUAUUAGGUUCACGUAUAACACAUCAAGACAGCAAUGAUGGUGACAUUGAUGACAUGCUUGUUGAUUUAUUUCCUUACAACAUUGAAAUUAAGCCACCUGAAGAUGAAACCCAUCUGGUAAGCUGGAAGUCUCAAUUGGAAGAGGAUAUGAAGAUGCUUCAGUGUCAGGACAACAAGAACCACAUAAGUGAAGUUCUAGCUGCAAAUGAUGUUGAAUGUGAUGAUCUUGGUUCCAUUACUGUGGAAGAUACCUUAGUUCUCAGCAAAUUUAUUGAAGAAAUAGUGGUAUCUGCUAUAAGUUACCAUUUGAUGAAUAAUAAGCAUGAAUAUAGGAAUGGGAAACUCCUGAUUUCAUCUCAGAGUUUGUCGCAUGGACUGAGUGUGUUUCAGGAACGUAAGUCAGCUGGUAAGGAUACAAUGAAGCUGGAGUCACGUGCUGAACCUUCAAAGGGAACUCGUGCUGAUAUUAAGCCAGAAAGUAAAGCUGCUGGUCCAGAAAAGAAAAGUGGGGAAGCAGCUUCAGUACCGACAUCCAAGGAUGUGGGUAAUGAAGCUGCAGGUCCAAAAGCCCCUGACAUACCUCCUGACAAUGAGUUUGAGAGGCGGAUAAGGCCAGAGGUCAUCCCUGCCGAUGAGAUUUCUGUGUCAUUUGAUGAUAUUGGUGCCCUAGAAAAAAUUAAGGAGUCGCUGCAGGAACUAGUGAUGCUUCCACUUCGUAGACCAGACUUGUUCAAGGGAGGACUUCUGAAACCUUGUCGGGGAAUUUUGUUGUUCGGUCCUCCUGGUACUGGCAAGACCAUGCUGGCUAAGGCUAUAGCCAAAGAAGCUGGGGCGAGUUUCAUUAACGUAUCAAUGUCUACCAUCACAUCUAAAUGGUUCGGUGAAGAUGAAAAGAAUGUCAGGGCAUUGUUCAGCCUUGCAGCUAAAGUUUCCCCUACCAUUAUAUUUGUUGAUGAAGUUGACAGUAUGCUUGGGCAAAGGACCCGGGUUGGUGAGCAUGAAGCUAUGAGAAAGAUAAAGAAUGAGUUCAUGACGCAUUGGGAUGGACUAGCGACCAAGCAAGGGGAAAGAAUCCUUGUUCUCGCGGCAACCAAUAGGCCGUUUGAUCUUGAUGAAGCGAUUAUACGGCGUUUUGAACGGAGGAUAAUGGUGGGGCUACCAUCAGUUGAGAACAGAGAAAAUAUAUUAAGAACUCUUUUGUCGAAAGAGAAGGUUGAAGAAGGAAUAGAUUACAAGGAGAUUGCAAUAAUGACAGAAGGAUUUAGUGGUAGUGAUCUCAAGAAUCUCUGUACCACUGCUGCUUACCGACCUGUUAGGGAAUUGAUACAGCAAGAGAGGUUGAAGGAUUUGGAAGGAAAAACAGAAACUGAAGAAGGCCAAAGUACGGCUGAUGCACAAAAGAGGAAAAAUUCAAAGGAGAGAGUAGUUUCUCUGAGGCCCUUGAACCUGGAGGAUUUUAGGGACGCUAAAAACCAGGUUGCUGCUAGCUUUGCAUCUGGAGGAGCAAUCAUGAAUGAGCUAAAACAGUGGAAUGACCUUUACGGAGAAGGCGGCUCGAGGAAAAAGGAGCAGCUUACUUACUUUCUGUGAGCUUGGAAAAGACGAGCUCGUACCUACUUGCCCUGUGGCUUCGGAUUUACUGUUUAAGUUGCAUGGAAUGCUCUGCAGCAUUCUAGAUGGUGGAAGGACAUGAUAUAUCAUAAGUUUGACAUGGUUUUAACUAGCUUGCUUGUCCUUAGUGUGUGAUUUAAAUUUCGACUUACUCGUUUAUAGUUGGGAAAGCUUGUCAUGGCUUCUAAUUGUAAGAAACUAACUGAUUAGUGCAGAUAAUGGAAAUGAAAGGGCAUAAAACCGUUUUGAGGUUA
Molecule: messenger RNA, 3348 nt
Organism: Beta vulgaris subsp. vulgaris (sugar beet)
Lineage: Eukaryota; Viridiplantae; Streptophyta; Magnoliopsida; Caryophyllales; Amaranthaceae
Product: ribosome biogenesis ATPase RIX7
Cellular component (GO): mitochondrial outer membrane
Molecular function (GO): ATP hydrolysis activity; ATP binding
Source: RefSeq, a predicted model, not a curated record